UACAGUAUGUCAUUGAUGUUUGUUUUCGAGUGCAGUCCAGUAGAUGGCGAUAAACAACAUCUCGGCAGGAAGCGCGGCGCAAUGAGAAGAAGUCAGAAAAUGGCGAUUUCCGGGCCGGGGCUGUGAGGUUGAAGGCAAAUCGUCCAUACUGACAUUGUGUGGAAUUCUUUACGAUUUCAUCCUGCUGGUGCUGCUGCUUUAAGGAUCUUCCCCAACUAUGUCUGCUGACAUCAUGAAAGACCCCUCUGCCGUGUUCGUCCGUGGCCCCGGCGAUGGCAUGGAGACGGACAAACCUACACUGAAACUGGAGACGUCUGUGGAGCCACUGCCUCUAAAGGCGUCUCCUCCCAGACAGAGUCCCAGGACUGCUCCAGCAUCCCCCGGUGUCCUUCACCUGGGAAAAGUGAACCGGGAAUCCUGCGCUGAGGUGGAGGCCGUGCGCAUUGUCGUCCCGCGUGCCGCCAUCAUCCGGAGCGCCCGAGCAGGUGCUCACCCUGACAGCAAGACGGAUGAAAGAGGAUCAGGGUCUCCUCACCACGGUGAGGACCGCCCCCCGUCCCCGCCCUCAGAACCACAGGACUAUAAGAGCAUUGUGGAAAAGCUGCAGAACUCUGAGCGCAGGCUGCUGCAGGACAAAGAAGGGCUUUCGAACCAGCUGCGUGUUCAGACUGAGGUAAACAGAGAGCUGAAGAAGCUUCUUGUGGCUUCGGUAGGCGACGACUUGCAGUAUCACUUUGAGCGACUGUCUCGGGAGAAGAACCACCUCAUCCUGGAGAACGAGGUUCUGGGCCGUAACCUGGCGCACACGGCCGAGCAGCUGGAGCGCAUGAGCAUUCAGUGUGAUGUGUGGAGGAGCAAAUUCCUCGCCAGCAGAGUGAUGGCCGAGGAGUUGACUAAUUCCCGAGCUGCUCUCCAGCGACAGAUUCGAGAGGCUCAAACUGCCAUCCAGGACCUGCUGCGUGAGAGAGAGGAGUUCUCCCGAGACAUGACGCACACACACAGGUCUCUGGAGCAGCUGCUAGUCUCACUACAGUGGGGUAGACAGCAAACCUACUACCCCAGCGCACAGCCGCUCAGCACCGGAGAACUGGCUGCGGCCAAUCACAAGCUGGCUGAUGCCAUCAACUCACACCUGCUGGGAAACACAGGCAAGAGCAGCAGCACGAGCGUGAAGAGCAGCUCAACGUCUGAACUCUGCAACACGCCGGCGGAGAAGAUGGCUGAGAAGGUCCUCAGGAUCCUGGAUCCCAUUUCCUGCCCAGAUUCGGCGGGUGACUCGGCCAAUCCUGACUCCACCGUGUCUCCUUUCCUUCCCAAUAAGAAAAGCAUCGGACGUUUUCACCCGUACACUCGCUACGAGAACAUCACCUUUAACUGCUGUGAGCACUGCUCCGGAGAGCUGCUCGUGCUCUAAGACACGCUCACAUGAAAGCCAUACUCCAGUGCUGUUUUUCUCCAUUUACUGCAUCUGUAGAGUUAGGGAUUUUUCCAAACAUGCACUUUGAGACUUUUGUUAGUACGUUUGAGACCCUCAGAGUUCCUGUUUAUUCAAAACCUUUUCACUUCUAAUAGAAGUCUAAGGGCAGAUGUAGAAUUCUGUACCUUCUAAUUACUUAGGUCUCACAAAGUGUUAAUUGAUCAGUGACAAAAUGGUGUUCAUGUGUAAAUUAUAAAUGAAAUCAACUGCUCAUUUCUGAAAGUAUAGCCAUUUAAAGGUACAUAUGAUUGCUGAAAAUAGCUAUGAAGGUGUUUAACAUGUCUAUGAGCUGCCCCUAGGCUUCUCUUCUAAGUGAAAUGUUCAGUUCUUUUCUCAGUAAAACAUAUAAAACCUUACAGAUUAGGCUUUCCCUGUGGUAACACACUCUGUUACAAUUCCUAUUUUCUUAUUUUAUUUUUUCCGAACAGAUCUGUGCCCCGAAUACAGAUGAGUGCAAAAGUUUGCAUACCCUCAGCACAAAGAAAUGUAGCGUUGGGAUUUCUACAGCUGUUUCUUCAUUACUACAGGUCACAGAAACGCUCAGGUGUUUGUCGUGUAGAGUAGUGAAAGGGAAUGAUGUAAAUAAUAAUGAUGUAAAUGUUAUGAUUCUGUUACAUUUUCCUUCAUUUAAAAAGAGUUGAGGUGCAAACUUUUGUCCUUCGCUGUAUCAGAAGACACACAACUGCUUCAGUGUAAUAUAACUAUACACCUGACUUUUUAUUUUUCUAUCAAAAAAAAGCAAAAAACAGGUAUUUUUUACUAAAGCUUGAACACUAUCAUGUAGUAGGAUGUUGUGUGCAUUUGUGAACGGAUGAUUCAUUGCAUUAAUUCGAAAGAAAAGAAAAUGAGGAACUCCAGUGAAAGUGCGGUGAUGGAUCCCAACAACCACAAAAAUAAUGGAGCAAUAAAGGGCAUGAAGCCUUUAUUAUCGCCACACAUACAUUACAGCGGAAUUUUUUUGUGUAAUAAAUGCGACAAGAAAUAAUGCGUCUUAUUGUGGACACCAAAGAGAGAAUAGUUAGAGACUUUUUUUGCAUUUUUUCACUUUAUAUUAUUAUUUUUUCCCCUGUAACUUGAAGCUGUUGAUUUCUUUAUCAGCUCGUGUUCACGUGGGACUCGCCUCGUCUUUGCACAACUAUUUAUACGUAACAUGAUAAAAAAACUUUUAAUUCUUUUUAAGAUUAAGAAAAUGCUGUGUGAUGAUUUGCCUGAUGCGUUUCUCUUGAAUUGCUGCUUUUCUCCCUGAUUUAUGCAGUGUGUGUUUUUGUUAUGGAAUUUUCCAGAAAGAUUAUCUCAUCUUUCAUCUGUGUGCUUGAUUGCUAGGGUUCGUUUUCAUAAAAGCCCGGCACUGCUUGUUUUAUCUGUGCAUACUGAAUCAGGAAUAAAUGAGCUGCUUAUACUUGAGGCAGUAUUUGUGAAAGAAAUGUAUUCUAGUGUUUGAACCUGUUAUAAAGAACUUGGGUGCAAUUCUACAAGUCAUUUUUAUUUCUAUUGUAAUGAAUCUGUUUGUAAAACAUUUCAAACCUCUGUACAUUUUGUAAUUUUGUGAGAUACAUCAAUUAAAUUCUGG
This is a messenger RNA of Hemibagrus wyckioides, 3047 nucleotides long. It is a transcript of the gene blzf1, whose product is annotated as basic leucine zipper nuclear factor 1. The transcript is spliced from 7 exons. The record is from RefSeq and is a predicted model, not a curated record. Gene Ontology annotation, biological process: Golgi to plasma membrane protein transport; Golgi organization. Bases 218 to 1414 code for a protein of 398 amino acids. Gene Ontology annotation, cellular component: Golgi membrane. NCBI's taxonomy places the organism in Eukaryota, Metazoa, Chordata, Actinopteri, Siluriformes, Bagridae.